Molecule: messenger RNA, 1548 nt
Organism: Erigeron canadensis
Lineage: Eukaryota; Viridiplantae; Streptophyta; Magnoliopsida; Asterales; Asteraceae
Product: VAN3-binding protein-like
Exons: 9
Coding region: 1-681 (226 amino acids)
Biological process (GO): auxin-activated signaling pathway; phloem or xylem histogenesis; leaf vascular tissue pattern formation
Source: RefSeq, a predicted model, not a curated record
AUGAAGCAGGGAGUAAAGAGAUUGUUAUUGGGUCAGCCAUGGUUGGUGGGAUUUAAGCUGGAGCUCAACAUUGGUAAUACUGCUGGUGGAGCCACCAGUGCCGCAACAGCUACUGGUGGUGGAGGUAAAACUGUGGGAAGGUUGUUGAAGGACAUAAAAGAGAAGAAGAAAGAGGAAGCGAGAGUUCAUAAUGCACAAUCACAUGCAACUGUAUCGGUUGCUGGUGUUGAUGUUGUAGUUGCUGCAAUUGGAGCCGCCACUGCUGCCUCAGCAGUAGCAUCUGUCGUUACUUUAGUUGCAGCACAAUGUGUAGAAGCUGUAGAGGCAAUGGGUGUGGAGCGUGACCAUCUGGCAUCGGUUGUUAGCUCUGCGGUUAAUGUCAAAGUGGAAGCGAAAGCUUCGACUCAUUUACUUACAUCAAUGUUGGCUCAUUUUGUCGUAAUGUCUCCACGUGGUGCGGCAACACUAAAAGCAAGGACUGUAAAAGAAACACGUAAUAUCCCCUCUGUACCUCGAGCAGAAAAAGGAAGUUUGUAUAGCAAUGGCACUGGCAGCAACUCAAUUGGGAGUUUCAGUGAUGAGUUUUUACUUCUCAAACGCACAUGUAAAGGUGAUCUUCACUGGAAAAUAGUUUCUUUUUAUAUCAACAAUGGAUCAGGUGAGUCUUUUAAAUGUUUUUGAUAUGCUAAUCAAAUCCUAUCAUUAGCUUUACUUAACUUUGAGCUCUUAAGCUUUAUAAGGUAUCAAAAGUAUGGGCGUACGUCUUUCAAAUGGAAUAACAUUUGCUGAAAACGGGGUUUUUAAAGUGGGUCAAAUGUGAGUCUAAACACAGGUGGUCGGGUAACUGUCAAACGGGUAGAAUUUGGUUCAGAUGUUUAGUUAAUGACAUGGUUCAUGUAUUUGUCGAGGGGCUGAUGCAUUUUAAGGGGCAAUCGAUGGAGUUAUGUUAUAUGCUGGAGCUUCUAUAGGUUACCGGACCAUAUUGGAUGCUCUUAUUCUGGCUAAGACAGUUCUCAUAGAGGUAGAUUAUUCAAAUAAUCAGGUCGGGCAGCUUGGGUAAUCCAGUAACUCUUUGAUGUAGAUUGAAAUGGGUCGGAUCUGGCAAACCAUUUUGUGUUCAUUUGCUAAAUGCAGUGACCAUUGAGCAUUUUAUCUUGAGGGUUCCGACUACCCAACCUGGCCAAAUAGAUGUAAACAGCCACAAUAAAAUUUGAAUUACUGAAACUCGUGUUAUGGAGCACGAGUAUAGUAGCGAGCGAGAUGGUGAAGUCGUCCAAUUACAGGUAUUCUUCAACUUCACUUCAAUAGGGCAAAGUCAUUUGCUUCAAAUACUAGAGAGCUUCAAUACAGCGGGAUGUACAAUGAUGGUGACAUGGUUUGGUUGGCAGAUCCAUUUCCUUUCCUAAAAGGAAAUCAUGAUGUUUACUUUAUUCAUGACAUGAGUACUAUAAAUUUGACUUUGCUUCUUAGUUUCAUGUGUUAUACAAGUUUAGAGGAAAUCAAAAAGUUGAUUCUAAAAAUUUAUAUACAUGGAAUCUAAUUUGGUUU